Apus apus (common swift) is the source of this 6183-nucleotide messenger RNA. It is a transcript of the gene LMLN, whose product is annotated as leishmanolysin like peptidase. The coding region runs from base 1 to 2037 and encodes 678 amino acids. Gene Ontology annotation, biological process: cell adhesion; proteolysis. NCBI's taxonomy places the organism in Eukaryota, Metazoa, Chordata, Aves, Apodiformes, Apodidae. The transcript has 17 exons. Gene Ontology annotation, cellular component: cytoplasm; membrane. Gene Ontology annotation, molecular function: metalloendopeptidase activity. The record is from RefSeq and is a predicted model, not a curated record.
AUGGCGGCCGAGCCGGGCGGCGGGAGGCCCGGGCCGCACCGGCCGCUGCGCGCUGCCUGCCCCGCCUGCCCCGCCGCGCUCCUCCUGCUGCUCCUGCCGCUGCUGCCGGGCUGCGGCCGCGCCGCCGCCCUUCCCGCCUCCUCCUCCUCGCCCUGUCAGCACGGCGUGCCCCGCGGCGCGGAGGUGGUCUAUCAGGUUCCUCUGAAGGAGAACCGUGUCUUGAAGAGGAACGUGGAUCAGCAGCUGAGAAUUAAGAUCAUAUAUGAUGGAAGCGUUGAGGACUUGCUACCAGAGAAAAGACACCUCAUAAAGAACAAACUUUUUCCACAAGCUAUAUCUUACUUGGAGAAGACCUUUCAAGUCCGUAAAUCCACGGGUACUAUAUUACUAAGCAGGCAGUGUGCCACAAACCAGUACUUAAGGAGGAAGGCUGAUCCCCACAGGUACUGCCGAGGGGCCUGCGCAAGCCACACAAGGUGUGGGCCAGUUAUAGUUCCUGAGAAACACCUCCAGCAAUGCAGGGUGUGCAAUGAGACUGAGUGGCUGUGUGGACCCAUGGGCUUACCUGACCAGGAGGGUGUUCGAGAUGCUGACUUUGUGCUGUACGUCAGUGCUCUCACUACUGAAAGGUGUGGCCAUGAAAAUAUCAUUGCAUAUGCAGCCUACUGCCAACUGGAAGCUGAGAUGGACAGGCCAAUAGCAGGAUAUGCUAACUUGUGUCCAAACAUGAUUUCAACGCAAGCUCAGGAAUUCGUUGGCAUGUUGUCUACGGUGAAACAUGAGAUAAUCCAUGCACUGGGUUUCUCUGCUGGACUGUUUGCGUUUUAUCGGGAUGAUGAUGGAAAACCUUUGACAACAAGAUAUGCAGAUGGACUCCCUCCUUUUAAUGAAAGCCUGGGUUUGUAUCAGUGGAGCAACAAAGUCGUUCAUAAAGCAGUGAGGUUGUGGGACAUCCGUGGUGGCAAAAUGCUGCGCCAUGCUGUCUAUCUUCUGAUAACACCUCGUGUAGUUGAAGAAGCUCGAAAGCAUUUUAACUGUCCAAUUCUAGAGGGAAUGGAGCUUGAAAAUCAAGGUGGCAUGGGAACGGAACUCAAUCACUGGGAGAAGAGGUUGUUGGAGAAUGAAGCAAUGACUGGCUCCCAUACACAGAAUCGAGUCUUUUCCAGGAUCACCUUAGCAUUGAUGGAAGACACAGGCUGGUACAGAGCAAAUUACAGCAUGGCAGAGAAAUUAGAUUGGGGACGUAAUAAAGGCUGUGACUUUGUAAUGAAGAGCUGUAAAUUCUGGAUCGACCUAAAGAGACGAAAGAGGCAAUUAAUCAGCCCAUACUGCGAUACUUUGAGGAGUAAUCCUUUGCAGUUAACCUGCAGGCAGGACCAAAGAGCAGUAGCAGUGUGCAACUUGCAGAAGUUUCCAAAGCAGUUACCUCAGGAAUAUCAGUAUUUUGACAAUCUUAAUGGAGUACCAGCUGAAGAACUGCCUUUUUAUGGUGGCUCAGUAGAAAUUGCUGACUAUUGUCCCUUUAGUCAAGAAUUCAGUUGGCAUCUAAGUGGUGAAUUUCAACGCAGUUCAGACUGCAGAAUAGUUGAAAAUCAACCAGAUCCUACCAAAAACUAUGGUGCAGAGAAAUAUGGACCAAACUCUGUAUGUCUUAUUCAGAAAUCUGCUUUUGUCAUGGAACAGUGCAGGAGGAAACUCAGUUACCCUGACUGGGGUAGUGGAUGUUAUCAAGUUUCUUGUUCUCCACAAGGGCUGCACGUGUGGGUCAAGGACACUGUGUACUUGUGCAGCCGCUCAGGUCAGGUUUUAACUGUGAGCAUUCAGAUGAAUGGCUGGAUCCAUGUUGGGAAUCUGAUUUGCCCAGCCUGCUCGGACUUCUGUGACUCCUGUCCUCCAGAGCGGGAUCCUCCAGCUUCUAACUUAACCAGAGCUGCACCAAUUGACUUAUGCUCCUGCUCCUCUAGCCUGGUUGUAACCCUUUGGCUACUGAUGGCUAACUUAAUUCCCCUGCUAACAGGAUUAUUUCUCUGCUCAUAGAGUUGAGCAUGGGGCAAGAUGUUCCAAGAUGAUAGACCAUCAUGUUGCACUCCUUACUGUGGAGCACUGAGAUUUUUGUCUCUGCAGGCAGCUGUCUUCUGCUGAUCCUCGUCUCUCCUGGCAAGUAUCAGUGCUGACCAUAGUCAGGGAGGUACUGACAAAAGCAGCCAGAGUUUGAGAGGAGGAAAAUUUACCUUGCCAUCUCAAUAAGUGCCAGUAUUUUCCUGAAUUGCAACCUUUGAUUUGUUUUGAUGGAGUGAGAAGACCCACUAAGCCAACUGUGUUAGACUACCUGGCAACUCAGUCAAAAUGUGAAACGAGAGCUUUUCUGUAAUAGAGCUGAGGGUUGUUUGUUUUUUUCUUAUGUCCUCUGUGUUACUGGUAGCAAAGAAUCCUCAAACUGGAAAUAUACCUCAGUGGUUUAGUCAAAAGCCAUGUAAAAACCAGUUGUCAUCAUAGCUAAUAGCCCAGGCCUAAACAAGUGUGGGAUUUUGGAGGUUUUUUGUCAAUUCCUACAAUUUUUGGGGAGAAGAAAUAAUUUAAUGAGAGAGUGCAGGGGUUGGCAGUUGUCUCCACAACUCAGUUCUGCAGCUGUGAGGCUUCUCAGAAUUCAUAUUAGUUUGUGGUAAAGCAGCUCAUUCUUGGGGCUCACUUAAAUCUUUCUACAUGCACAAAGUGAAAUUUCAGACUGGAAGCCAAGACAACUGUCUAGAAAUCCCAUUGUCAUUUAGCACGUGCCACUUCUUCUCUGAAAUUUAAUAUAUCAAAUGUUUGAAUAUUCUGAGUAAUUUACUAGGCAAAUGCAUUUCAGUACUAUCCUCAGUCUGUAAAAUGGGGAUAAGUUUUCUGAUUAUUUUUUAUUUUGUUGGUUUGUUUCUUAAAUAAUGACAUUAUUAAUUUCUGAAUAGCAUGAAAAUCAAUGCAGCUGUUCUUACUUUUUUGUUGAAGGGCAAACCAGUAGAGAUGGCAGCUAUAAUCUUACAGAACCAUAUUGAUUUCUCUAGACCAAAAACUAUAUUGAAUGUAUAAAAAAAAGUCUAAUUUGGCUUCCCCCUCCCCCCUCCACUUUUUCUCAGACAUAUAAAUACUAUGGAUUAUUUGACUAUUUGUAAUACGUUAGAGAACCAGACAUUUUAAACCACACGGGGGCGCAUCUUGGUACAAAAAUAAUCAUUUUAUGGACAAAAUAUGUAAGGGGAAGGAAAUGGACAAACUUAAGGACAGCUGCUCUAUAGAACACUUGUAAGGAUGUUUUUAUUUGUUUCUGACUCUGUAAUGUGUUACAAAUAAUGCUGUUUGGAGUAAAAGAAACUCCUAUGUAGUCCAACAUACUGUCUGUCCUGUUAGGAUAGUUUUCAUUCUUAGAACUGUGUGAAACUUGAGGGAGCCAGUGUGCCCAGUACAUUAAAAAAAAAAAAAAGGAAAUGCACAGUGGAAGAUGAUGUUUUUCUGCUUCUUAAAUAAGCUGUGAUGUUAGAAUUGUCAGUGACUAGAUCCCAUUCUAAAAUGAAAGGUAGGGGGAUAAAAAGGGCAGGGAGUAAAAUUUCUGUAGCUACAGUUAAACUUGUUUGAUAAUAGAACUUCCAUUGUAAUUGUAAGUAAAUCUUUGUGCCUACUGGACCUGUUUUUUUGUAUUUAGAGAAACUCUUAGGUUACUGCUGAGGAGAGUAAGCUGCAACCUAAAACUGUCUGAAGGCAUCACAGCUGGGAGAGUACCUUGCACUGGGCUAGGUCCCCUUCUUAGCUGCAGGUUAAGUUUGGAUUGUACAAGGCCUAGGCUAGCCUUAAACAGACGUUUCUGAGAAGCAAUACAAACUAGGAAUCAAAUGCUUUAAAUGUGAACAAGUUCCAAUUAAGAAACACUCAGAUUAAUAAGUGAACACUAAUUAUUUUCAUAUAUGCACAAGCAACAGUUGGUGUAAAUAGAUUUCUUUAAAACAUAAAGGUUUGAGAAUACAUCUUAUGUCCCAGAGGUUGGUAUUGUAUUUUUUGUCUGUUGUGCAAUAAUACAGCUUAAAUGGUAUCACUCAACAACAAUGCUUUUGAUACUUGAAAAGAAAUUACUGUUUAUUUUUUCUUACUGUGAAAUAUUUGCACUGUCUGAACUUUCUGGUUGACUUUAUAACUGUUAAACUUUUUUACUGGUGUUAAUUUAUUGUGCUUGGUAAUUAAUAUGCUUGUCUCCUGUCUGUGAAAGUGUGAGGUUUGUUAUAUUUAAGUGAAUAUUUUUAUCUUCUACACAGCUGUUUCUCUUGAGGGCUUUUCUUCUUUUAUUCUCUCUUCCUGAGAAUUAACUGAAAGAUGGCUUAAAAAGUCAAUGCUUUCCUACUUCUAAAUUGAAAGCAUUAAUUAAAGAAAGAGGCUGUAGUGUGUUGUACCUACAGGGAAAAACCUGUCAGAGCUCUUGUGAUCAGAUUCAUCAGUACCUGCUGAGUAGCUGCAUCAGUGAAUCCAGUGAAGUAAAAUACUGCCUUAAUAAUCUGAGACUUCAGUCUUAAUUUCUUUGACAUGCAGCCCUUCAACUGGCUGUGAACUGCAGAACUGGACAUGAUUUUGGGGAGGGGAAGAUAUUUGAGCUGGCAAAAUCCAACAUGUUGGUGCAUUAGCAGCUGUAGCUGUGUUGGAACUGCCAAGAAAUGUCAAGUUCAAUUGAAAGUGAGAAUGGAUUGGUGUCGGAGAAAAAGCAUAUCUGAGUAAAAUGGACUACCUCAGUUCUGUUUGUGUUAAACUUUCAGGCUGCUGUGAACUUCCAGAUCUUAAGAUGGAUUAAGUAAAAACAUGUCUCAGGUUUUUAAGAGCAAAAGAAAUACAGUAGGAAGCAUAAGCCAUUUUUGAGUGCAGAACACAGCUAAAAUUGUAGCUUAAACCAGUCAGUGAUGUAGCCUUAAGUGUAGUUUCCCCAGAAAAAGUUAGUUUUAAAUGAAUACAAAGUUUUCAGGCAGCUACUUUAGGUAUUCUGAACAUAUUGUGGCAAGUCCAUCCUAUUUAAUCUCUUACAUUUGAAAACUUUGAAAUAUAGCCCAAAUAAACCUUUGUGUUUUCACUAGAGUAGACAGGGCAGCAGGAGCCCUGAACUAGUGCUCAGAGACAAAGGAGUUAGCUUGUCUGUAGCAGAAACAUUUUCAGUAUGUUAAUGUCUGCAGUUUGAAUUUUUAAGAAACAUUCCAUGUUUGCUUAUGGAAAUGAAUUAGUCUUGUGAUCUGUUUUUACCCCAGCAGUUCAAAUCUAUAAUAUUUCAAUUAGGAGUUGAGGCAAGUCAUACUUGAGGAACACAUUUUUGUAGUGUUACAAGGACAGCUUUUGGCUGGAGUAUGCAGUAAGUAAAGUUACACUGAAAAGCAGGCAAUUAAUUUCUCACUUCAAGAGUUGAGGUCUUGGGGGACUGUCCCAGCCUUGGAUGUAGGUUAAUUACCAAAAGAAUUUUGACCCCAUUAAUGGACUGUCAGUGCAAUGCAGCCUGUUUCUUUUGCUGCACACAGUAACUUUGGAAGAUGCGUGUCCCUUAAGAGCAGAUGUAUCCACAAUCCCUUCCAAGGGCCAGUUGUUUUUAAACCUUCCUGUCCUGUGAAUCUUUCUGCUUGAGUGUAUUUCACUGGAGUGGGAGGAGUGUGCCCUUUGUUCCCCACAUUUCCUAGGAGUGAUGUUCAGCCCCCUGAGCAGGUUGAGAUCUUUCCCUGCAAGAUUUAACAAGCAGCUUUCACUUGGCUGAAUGCAUCCUCCUCAGGGUUUGGGACUCUUUGUAUAUUAAAUAAUGUGGUCUCACACUACCAGACUUCCAAAGUUCAAAUGUUGCCUUUUUAAUGUGAAGCUUACCUUGGAGAUAAAACAAUGGUUGUGAGAGAACUGGCUGACCUUUAAAAAGUGUUUCCUAUUUUGGUACAGAAUGUAAAUAUAGAACAAACUAUUUUACAUAGAGUUUGACUGGAUUGAGAUAUAAGGGCUAAUUUUUGUUAUUUAUGGAGUAAAAAUUUCCUUAUUUUGCUGGGUAAAAAAACCCAAACUAUGUCAUACAAAGGAAGAAAACAUUGUUCAUCAAUAAAAUGUAUGUAGAAAAUUGACUCUUUGUGUCCUUAUAUUUGAGAGCUGAUAAUUAUUAACUGCAAGAAUAAGCACAGUAAAGGACCUCCAUCACAACAGUCAUUUAUU